This is a messenger RNA of Dermacentor silvarum, 1061 nucleotides long. RefSeq lists its product as uncharacterized. The transcript is spliced from 3 exons. The record is from RefSeq and is a predicted model, not a curated record. NCBI's taxonomy places the organism in Eukaryota, Metazoa, Arthropoda, Arachnida, Ixodida, Ixodidae. The coding region runs from base 1 to 657 and encodes 218 amino acids.
AUGGCCGCUGGUCACUUACGUCUCGUACUUCUACAGUGUUCGUUGUGUGUUCGCUAUGUAUGCAAAUUACUGCAGCUUGCAGGAGAUGUAGAACAAAAUCCAGGCCCUCUGACUUCCGAGCAAGAACAACAAAUGUUUAAUGCCGUCAUGGCAAUUCCUAUGGUGCUACAAAAACAGACAGAGAUUCUUGGGGAACUUCGUUCUGUAGCGAAACAUGACAUGGAAAAUAGAUCUAGAAGAAAUAACCUGAUCUUUUUUGGCUUCCAAGAUGCAGCCACCGAAACUUGGCAAGAUUCAGAGACUAAGGUUCUUGACUUUUGUAAGGAAAAAUUAAACGUUUCUAUUUCAGCUGAUUCGGUUGAGAGGGCUCACAGGCUCGGUCGUUACACGUCAACAAAAAAGAGACCUAUCAUUGUUAAGUUUCUUUCAUUUAAAGACAAGCAACGCAUUCUCUUAGUUGCGUCAAGGCUGAAAGGUACAAAUUUUGCUAUUAGUGAGGACUAUAGCAACAAAGUUCGACAAGAGAGGCAAAAAUUAAUUCAUUUCGCGAAAAACAAGGGAGGGGACUUCAGGCUACAGUAUAACAAACUAAGAAUUGGCAAGGAAACUUUCAUUUAUAAUGCUGAAACCGACAACGUGGACAAGAUUAAUACGUAGCAACUCAAAAAGCUUGUCUCAUUUGCUAGACAACCAGCCGGCACGGAAGAAAUUGUGUGUAUUGUUGUAAACUGUCGCAGCCUAAAAAAUAAGACUAUUGAAUUUGCCACCCUCGUAGAAACGACAAAGCCACAUGUAGUACUUGGAUCUGAAUCUUGGUUAGACGACACAAUAAAUGGCAAUGAAGUUUUUCCAACCUGCUACACUGUCUACAGGAGGGACAGAAAUGCGCAUGGGGGAGGCGUUUUUGUUCUCGUUCGCAAUACAAUAUCUAGCUCCCUGGUUGACGUUGAAACAAACUCAACUGAAUUUGUUGGGUGCAAAGUACUCUUGAAGAAUGGCUUGUCUGUGGCAUUCGGUUCUUUCUACAGACCACCCAAUUCAAGAAGCCCGCAGCCCCUUUU